AUGUCUAAACCGUCAUCUUCAGCUACUCCCGAGCCUUUAACAGGUCAGUGGUCGUCUGGACUGCUGCCGGAUUUAUCGAGAGAAGAACUCUUCCAUAUACUUUAUCUGCGAAUAGAAGUAUUUGUUAAAGAAUGGGGAAUUGCAUUUCAAGAAAUGGAUGAAUACGACAUCCAUCCUGCCACCGUUCAUGUUCGGUAUCUCGAAAACGGAGAACUUCUCGCAUACGCUCGAAUAAUACCGCCAGGGGUACUUGAUGACAGUGUUCACAUUGGACGAGUCGUCGUACGUAAAAGCGCCCGCAAUCGCAAACUUGGAAAAGCUCUGAUCCAACGCUGUUUGGAGAUAUACAGAGAGCAAUGGCCCAAUUCACCAUGCGUAUUGGACUCUGUCGUCACCCGAAUGGGAUUCUACAAGUCACUUGGUUUUCAUCCUAUCGAUGAACCAUUUAUUGAGGAGAGCGGAGAGCCGCAUAUUAGAAUGCAGCUGGAUGCUAACCGCAGUACAUGA
This is a messenger RNA of Schizosaccharomyces japonicus yFS275, 507 nucleotides long. Its product is annotated as ELLA family acetyltransferase. Bases 1 to 507 code for a protein of 168 amino acids. The transcript has a single exon. The record is from RefSeq and is a predicted model, not a curated record. Gene Ontology annotation, molecular function: acyltransferase activity, transferring groups other than amino-acyl groups; glucosamine 6-phosphate N-acetyltransferase activity; transferase activity. Lineage: Eukaryota; Fungi; Ascomycota; Schizosaccharomycetes; Schizosaccharomycetales; Schizosaccharomycetaceae. Gene Ontology annotation, biological process: UDP-N-acetylglucosamine biosynthetic process.